AUGACGGAAGAUGAAGUAUACUGCGAAAACCUGUUCGAGCAAACUACAAGGCGUAACAGUUUCGGCCGAUACAUCGUGAAACUCCCUGUGCGAAAGGGUGGUGACCUUCAACAGCUUGCACCUAGCAAGCAAGAUGCGCUAGUCUUGUUAGAACAUACACAUCGACGGCUUGCUCGCGAACCUGAACUUAGUACAUUUUAUAAAAAGUUUAUGGAAGAGUAUCGAGAACUCGGGCACAUGGAAGUGACACACGACAACAAUGAUAGUCACAUGUGCUAUUUACCACACCACGGUGUGGGGAAAGCUUCGAGCACUACUACAAAACUACGUGUGGUGUUCAAUGCCGCACGGAAAUACUCCACGGGGGUAUCGCUGAAUGACUGUCUGUACACUGGGCCAAAGUUACAGAAUGAUUUCGCCAGUAUUUUGCUGAAUUGGCGACAAUACAAAUUUGCAUUUACGGGUGAUAUCGAGAAAAUGUACAGGCAGAUUUUGGUGGACCGCGAAGAUGCUGAACUUCAACGAAUUUAUUGGCGUACUCCUACAGAGGAUUCACCCACCUACUGA
Messenger RNA from Rhagoletis pomonella (apple maggot), 567 nucleotides. RefSeq lists its product as uncharacterized. NCBI's taxonomy places the organism in Eukaryota, Metazoa, Arthropoda, Insecta, Diptera, Tephritidae. The coding region runs from base 1 to 567 and encodes 188 amino acids. The record is from RefSeq and is a predicted model, not a curated record. The transcript has a single exon.